AUAGAAUAGAAUAGAAUAGAAUAGAAUAGAAUAGAAUAGAUGAACGGUCUGCGAAUGUUGUGGGAAUAUUGAUCACAAACAAAAGGUGCUGGGAAACGGCAGAUUGAUAAAGUUUCGCUGCUGUGUGUGUGUGUGUGUGCGUCUGAGGCCUGCGCGGGUCAGAUGCGCGUCCACGCGUCGGUGUCACACACCUGUCCGGUGAGCUCUGCGCGUGUCGCUGGAUGGACUGACACUUUCACGGGGUUUGAACUCUAUUCGCGCUGAGAUGAAGGAGAAGUCAAAGACCGCGGCGAGAACGCGCCGGGAGAAAGAGAACAGCGAGUUUUACGAGCUCGCCAAGAUGUUGCCGUUACCGUCCGCGAUCACAUCUCAGCUGGACAAAGCGUCCAUCAUCAGACUGACCAGCAGCUACCUGAAGAUGCGCCUGGUGUUCCCGCAAGGUUUGGGGGAGGUGUGGGGUCGAGCCCGAUCUAGAGAGAACACUGCACAAGAGCUCGGAUCGCAUUUACUCCAGGUAAUAAUCAGCAAGAUGCUCCAGACGUUAGACGGGUUUAUAUUUGUAGUUGCUGCAGAUGGAAAGAUCAUGUAUAUUUCUGAGACGGCGUCGGUUCAUCUGGGACUCUCACAGGUAGAGCUGACGGGAAACAGUAUUUAUGAAUAUGUUCAUCCGGCCGAUCAUGACGAGAUGGCGGCGGUUCUGACGCCACAAGCGGCGUAUCACACACACUUCGUCCAAGAGUACGAAGUUGAGCGAUCGUUCUUCUUGAGAAUGAAAUGUGUUUUGGCCAAACGUAACGCUGGGCUCACGAGUGGAGGAUAUAAGGUGAUCCACUGCAGUGGGUACCUGAAGAUCCGGCCGUUCGGGCUGGACUCGUCUCUGUUCGACGGCUGCUAUCAGAACGUGGGUCUGGUGGCGGUGGGACACACUCUCCCGCCCAGCGCCGUCACCGAGAUCAAACUCCACAGCAACAUGUUCAUGUUUCGGGCCAGUCUGGACAUGAAGCUCAUAUUCCUGGACUCAAGGGUUUCAGAGCUGACAGGAUAUGAGCCACAGGACCUGAUUGAGAAGACCCUGUAUCAUCACGUGCACAGCUGUGACAGUUUUCACCUGCGCUGCGCUCAUCACCUCUUGCUUGUGAAAGGACAGGUCACCACUAAGUAUUACCGCUUCUUGUCGAAGCACGGCGGAUGGGUUUGGGUUCAGAGUUACGCCACAAUCGUCCACAACAGUCGUUCGUCUCGACCGCACUGCAUCGUCAGCGUCAAUUACGUCCUCACGGACACUGAAUAUAAAGGCCUGCUGCUGUCUCUGGACCAGUUGAAUCCCAGUAAACCAGCGUUCCCGUACACAAACCAUCACGAGCGCGAGGACAAACCUCCAGUGUCCAACGCCAGGAGCAAGAUCUCUCUCUCUGCUUACUCACAGUUCUCUGGCUUCCCGCCGGAUCGCUCGGACUCGGAUCACGACAGCCAAUGGGACGGCAGCCCUCAGCCUGACUCCGCCUCCCCGCGGCCGGACCCGGGCGACCCGUCAGAAGCGGCGGGAGUGUGUUACGGCCUCGCUCAGGCUGACGUGAUGCACAUGGGCUCACACACCGCACACACACACACACACACACCGCUGGGCGGGAGAGAGGGAUGGUGGGACGCCCCGCGAGACGGACGAGCGUUUCAUCAAACUCACGCUCACUGGGACGAGGAGCGCGCGCUCAGCUCUCCGGGAGCGUCGUCGGGUGAUUCCGGAGACAGUUGCCAUGACAACGGACCGUUUCCCUCGACCCCUCGGGAGCCGGAGAGGAUGGAGACCCGGAUCAGAGCCAAACCGGAGAUGAUUAAAGUGGAGGACGUUCAGAUGAGAGAUUAUCCCUCUCCGGUGCUGUUCUCCUCCAUGGGGUGCCGAGGGGCCCCGGGGCCCCGGAUCGUCCUGAGCCCCGACCACGGCCAGCCCGGCACCAGUCCUUACCAUGUGAACUCACACAUGCACUUUCAGACGAGCGCCACACACACACACACACACAACGGCACAUCCGUCAUCAUCAGCAACGGCAGCUGACGGGAAAACACUCGCUGAUCAGCCGGAGGAAAG
Molecule: messenger RNA, 2086 nt
Organism: Rhinichthys klamathensis goyatoka
Lineage: Eukaryota; Metazoa; Chordata; Actinopteri; Cypriniformes; Leuciscidae
Gene: sim1b
Product: SIM bHLH transcription factor 1b
Exons: 12
Coding region: 266-2053 (595 amino acids)
Biological process (GO): regulation of transcription by RNA polymerase II
Cellular component (GO): transcription regulator complex; cytoplasm; nucleus
Molecular function (GO): DNA-binding transcription factor activity, RNA polymerase II-specific; RNA polymerase II transcription regulatory region sequence-specific DNA binding; protein dimerization activity
Source: RefSeq, a predicted model, not a curated record